CAAGCUUCCGAGAUUCCAUUCUUGAAAAUUGAUGACUGAGAAAGGUCAAGGUCAUAAGAUGGAGUAAAUUUUACCAUUUCAACGGUACUAAACUAGACGUGUCUUCUAUUUUUUCUUUCCUCCUCCUUAGCUUAUAUGACAGAAAGGAGACAGAGAAUGGUCCACUGGCCCGAGUCAUCUCUUUUCUAACAAGCACUAGAUUCAGAUCUGGAUCCAAUUUUACCGAGAUCAUCUGUCCUUGCACCCUUGCUCAUGUGGGUUUUGCUCCUUUUGCACUGAGGAGUUGUGUACAAUUCCUACAAGGAGCAAGAAACCCGCCCCUGUAAAAAUCUCGGAUUGGUAUUAGAUUUUCUCGUGUUGUUCGGUUUCCAUUGGAUCUAAAAAAUGGGAUCCCAUGAAGGUAACAUUAUCAAUGGGAAUGGAGUUUUUGGAAGGGAUAUGGAAAUAUCGGUGCUGCCUUUGGGCACUAAGAAUAAGUACAAAAGAAUGGAUUCUCAAUUGACUGAUGGUGGUGAUGAUGAUUUACAUCAUCAGGCGGAAUUGGAGAAUAGGAGAAAGACUACAAGGAAGUUUGUUUUUGCUUGUGCCGUUUUUGCAUCUCUCAACAAUGUCCUCCUUGGAUAUGAUGUAGGUGUAAUGAGUGGGGCAAUCUUGUUCAUUCACCAAGAUUUGAAUAUAUCAGAGGUCCAGGAAGAAAUUCUGGUUGGUAUUCUGAGCAUUAUUUCAAUCUUUGGUAGUUUAGCUGGUGGAAGAAUAUCAGAUGCCAUUGGCAGAAAGUGGUCUAUGGGUUUGGCUGCUUUCAUCUUCCAAGCAGGAGCAGGAAUAAUGGCUGUAGCCCCCUCAUUUGAGAUACUAAUGAUAGGAAGAAUAUUGGCUGGAAUUGGAAUUGGCUUUGGAGUCAUGAUUGCACCUGUCUAUAUUGCAGAGAUAUCACCUACUGUUGCUAGAGGCUCACUCACCUCCUUUCCAGAAAUUUUCAUUAAUAUCGGAAUCCUUUUUGGUUAUGUCUCUAAUUAUGCAUUUUCCGGGCUUUCAGCACACAUAAAUUGGAGGAUAAUGCUGGCUGUGGGAAUUUUUCCCUCAGUUUUGAUAGCAUUUGCUCUUUUCGUAAUCCCCGAGUCGCCAAGGUGGUUAGUUGUGCAGAACCGAGUCGAAGAAGCUAAGUCGGUUCUGGCCAAAACAAAUGAUAAUGAUGCAGAGGUGGAGCUGAGGCUAGCAGAAAUUCAAUUAGCUGCUGGAAAUGAUGCACAAAAGUACGAAGACAAGCCUGUCUGGCGUGAAUUUUUAAGUCCUUCUCCUGCACUGCGCAAGAUGUUGAUCACUGCAUUUGGAAUCCAGUGUUACCAACAGAUUACUGGUAUUGAUGCAACUGUUUAUUAUAGUCCUGAGAUCUUUAAAGCUGCUGGUAUUGAGGGUGAGUCGAAGCUUCUUGUUGCUACUGUAGCUGUGGGUGUUACAAAGACGGUAUUUAUACUUGUAGCGAUUUUUUUAAUUGACAAAGCCGGAAGGAGGCCUCUCUUGUUGGCAAGCACAGUGGGGAUGACUACAUGUUUAUUCACAGUGGCAUUCAGCCUUUCUUUACUAGGACAUGGAUCUGUGGGGAUCGCUUUGGCAGUACUGUCAGUUUGUGGAAAUGUAGCGUUCUUUUCUGUGGGGAUGGGUCCAAUUUGCUGGGUGUUGACAUCUGAAAUAUUCCCUUUAAGGUUUCGUGCUCAAGCAUCGGCCCUUGGAUCGGUGGGUAAUAGGGUGUGCAGUGGUCUGGUAGCCAUGUCCUUCCUCUCUGUUUCUCGUGCAAUUACCGUUGCUGGCACCUUUUUUCUCUUUGGUGCAAUUUCAGCAACUGCUAUUGUCUUUGUUUACAUGAUUGUUCCAGAAACGAAAGGCAAAUCUCUUGAGGAAAUCGAGCAAAUGUUUGAGACUGGAUGUCAGUCUCAAGACAGUGAAGUGCAACUUGGAGAUGUUGAACGUCUAGUGCAGAAACAGUGACUUUGGAUGCAUUCUUGCUUGAGCCUGUCCAGAAAGAUUGUAUGGCUAAUUUAUAGCUCCAAGUCUGUGAAUCUUGGGAUUUGUCAUUUGUUCCUUGCAAUCAGGAUUCAUGGAGAAAAGUCUUUGUGGGGCAUCAACGCUUCUGCAGUCCACUGCGAGGUCCCUCUUGAGUAGUAAUAGAUAAAGAUUAGUCACACGAGAUUAUACUAUGUUGUUGUAGCUAUAGGCUUGUACACGAUGAGAGUAGGUACAAACAAGAUGGAAAAUCUACCAUUCUUUGGUGCUUCCACCAAUUUAUGCUUCACAUGAAUGCUAUCACUUGUACAUGUUACUGAUGUUCUGAUUUGUCACAUCACAAGAUAAAUAGACCAUUUUCUGGUCAUAUCCUAUAACGGCAAUUGGUGACU
Messenger RNA from Coffea eugenioides, 2393 nucleotides. RefSeq names its product probable polyol transporter 4. Gene Ontology annotation, cellular component: membrane. The record is from RefSeq and is a predicted model, not a curated record. Gene Ontology annotation, molecular function: myo-inositol:proton symporter activity. Bases 385 to 1986 code for a protein of 533 amino acids. Lineage: Eukaryota; Viridiplantae; Streptophyta; Magnoliopsida; Gentianales; Rubiaceae. Gene Ontology annotation, biological process: transmembrane transport. The transcript is spliced from 2 exons.